AUGGAGAUCCCCGAAGGGAUUGAUGAGAAUAAUGCUUGUAGAGUAGUGAUUGAUGUAUGCUCCUUCUCAACUAUUGAAGAUGGUCGAGCGGUGUACCGAAAGGGCAGAUGUUUGGAGUGGUGGGUAGAUUCAGAUGAGUACUCUAUCAUUGACAUGGAGACGGAUGUUUUCAAACAUUUUGCUUGGGCAAGCAACCAAGAGGCAAAUUUUUGGUUUGCAAAUAAAAAAGGUCAAACGACUCGCCUUGCUACUGAUCAAGAGCUUCUUACCUUGCUACGGGUUUCAAAAAAUGUGAAGUUCAUCAUGACUGUUGAUAGAUGUGUCACUCAAAUGGGGGAUCAAAAUCAGGUCAUAGAUGAGGAUAAUAACCUGCAACUUGUAGUCAGCAAUGAAGGUCUAGAUAAAGUUGUAGGUCCAGAAUAUGAAGGUCAAGAAUGGGCAGAUGAACCAGAACUUGGGGUUUCAGCAGCUGGUCCUGCUAGAGUAGAGGAGGAGGAGAAGGAGCACUAUAUGGACCAUGGUUUUGACCCUGAGGAAGAUGAUCCGGUUGGAGCAGAUGAAGAAUGGAGAUAUUUCAAGAAGCAACAGAAGGAAAAGAAAAAAGUGGAGAAGAAAGGGAAGGUAUAUGAAGAAGGGCAUACAUGCGCGAGCACAAGCCAAGUGAAGGGUAAGGAAGCCACUAAAGGUUGGAUCGCCGACAGGGCAAAAGGGAUACUCAUGUCAAAUCCAUCCUUGGGAGCAAAGAAGAUGAAGGAUCAGCUUGAACAACAAUUCCCAAUCAAACUAUCAUAUAACAAGUUCCUUACUUGGAAGCAGAACACAAACAGAUUUGGUCAAGAGCUAAGUUUUCAGGGAUGUCGUGAGCCCCCUACUGAACUUGCUGCUGAAUUACCACCAUCACUUCCUACCAAAUCUAGUAAAAGAAAGGGAGGAUGUGGUACUUCAAAAUGCAAGAAUGCUUCCAAAAAGUCCAAGAAGAAUGCUACAGGAACCUCUACUUGUGAGCCCCCUACUGAACUUGUUGUUGAACCUGGUAAAAGAAUGGGAGGAGGUGGUACUUCAAAGAAUGGUACAGGAAUAACCUCUACUUCUUUAGUCAGUCAAUCACCUGGUACAGCUACAGCUAGCCCCUCUACUUCCUUAGCCAUCCAAGCACCAGUUAGUCCAGGAUCAACAACAAGAAGGAUGGCAGCUUCUGUUUCUACACAACAAGACCACCAGGCACACCAGUGA
This is a messenger RNA of Miscanthus lutarioriparius, 1233 nucleotides long. The record is from the annotation of a GenBank genome assembly. NCBI's taxonomy places the organism in Eukaryota, Viridiplantae, Streptophyta, Magnoliopsida, Poales, Poaceae.